AUGGACGGUCGGGAGGCGCGCAAGCAGGGUCGCCCCGACGAGGAGCUGUUCCUGCGCCCUGAGGAUGCGCCUGAGACGCCUAUAGUAGGGCCCCUCAGGAUACAGAAGCGCGAGUCACACACCAAGAGCCCUCCACCGCGAACAGACUCGGCAGGCAGCUCCAAGUCCAACCAGCCUGUCUUUUCGCGGCCUCCGCCUAUGCCAACAUUUCCAGCGCCGCCCACGAACCCUCCUACCGCACCCUUGCCUUACCCAGACGACGACGGCCCACCAAAGCAGCCGACCUUGGCUUCAGGGAGAUACACACCACAGAGUGACGCCGAGACUCGAACGAAGAGUCAAGAUCGAAGAUACCGAGAGGAGCAACGAAGAGGCUCUGGCAGCUCUACAGGGCCGAGCCCCUCAUCACCAGCCUCGCGCGCAAGAUUCGAUGCGAACGACCCAAACAGACCGUCAGUGGCAGGCUAUGGCGGACCUGGAAGAGCGCCAGACGGAUCUAUACAGCCCUCUAGACUGGCUGAGCGGAGGGGAACUGCGCCCAAGCCUCUCCCAGAGUCUCCAGGCCCAGAGACGCCUGAUAAGGAGGGGCUCUUCCAACGAGCACCGCAGAGGCAGGGUAGUACGGAUCCCAACCCUUUCCCAGACUACCACCAGCAAUACUGGCCGCCGCCUCAAGUACCUGGAGGUCCGAAAUCACCACAGCCGACGCUGAAUAUUCCCAACCCUGGCGGCAUCAAUCGGCUGAGCUCGACUGCGUCAACUUCCACGACCAAAGCGCAACGAGGGUCGCCACCUCCUCCCGAAACGCCCAUCAUACCUCCACCUAGUGGUGGAAUCGAGGCACGUUUCGCUGCAGCGGGAAUCGCCGGCACAUCCACUCUGACGAGCCUACAAGCGCAGACCGCACAGAAUGCCGCAGCUGCACAGAGGAACCAGGUGUACGCAAACCAGCAGCCCAGACAGAACGUCACCUCACCCACCCCGAAUCAGCAGCCCCCGCGACGACCAUGGACACCCACAGAGCAGCCGGGCAGCCACCCCCAUGGUCCGCCAGCCGUAUACCAAGGUAUGAAUCAGGUCGGACCUUCAAGUAGCCCUCCACAAGCGCCUCUGCCUCAGGUACCGGGUCAUGUCCCAGUCAACACAGGAUCUCCGGCCCCUGCGAAUGGCCAACCAGAGCAUUCGUUGUCGCAGGACAUGGGCCGUAUGAACAUGAACGAGGAACCGCCACCAGCGUACUCAAGUAUCCAGCAUCCUCCAGCUUCAUCAUCGGCCGGAUACCCCCAGGAGAAACAACGCCCACAAGGGGCGGCUGCACAAGCACCUCAACAGCCUGGUGUGAUGAGCGACCCGAAUCUCCAGCAACAUCCGGCUUUUGCAAACGAUCUACGAUCUCCGCAGACGCAGACAGGUCCGUCUUCACAGCCGCUGGGCGUUGUAGCGCCAACGCCAACCGCCAGUCAAUUCCCGCAACAAACGCCGCAAAUACAACAGCAUGCAAGCACACCAAGUCCCGCACCAACAGCACCGGGACCUGGUCCUGCGUCACCUCCGCCGCUUCCUGAGGGCUGGAUAGCGCAUCUCGAUCAGACUUCCGGCCAGUACUACUAUAUUCAUUUGCCCACGCAAUCGACACAAUGGGAGUUUCCAAAGGGUCCCACACCCCUGAACCUGAACGAGCCCAUGUCGCCAGCGGGCUCAUUUGCAAAUCCUUUGGCAUCUCCAGCAUUUGGCAAAACACCACUUGCAUCUCCUGGCUUUCCUACUCAGACCGCCGGUUACCCCGACGGUAUGCUCGGUAUGGCUUCCGUUGCAACUCCCACCACUAGUGGGUUUACUGGACCUCCCCCUGUUGCAGGUGUGGAUCAGUACAAGAUCAACCCGACGAAUAGUGUGUACUUUGGUCCGUAUCUGAGGUACACGAAUAUGGAUAUCGAGCGUGGUCUGUGGUUGGGCUCCAUUCUACUCAUCACAAACACCCCGCAUCCUCCAACGAUACAUAUCCAUCAGAGUGUAGAUCUUUCGCCAAAUCCUCGGCAACUGAAAGCAAAUCCUAUUUACACCCAUCAAACCUGGAUCUUCUACCGCUACGACGUCGAGCUGCGAAUGGAAGAGGAUCAUGCGGCGAAGUGGACUUAUGCAAUCACUUCGCAUCUGGGCUGCACACGGUUCGAGUUCCUGGUAGCGGGCCGCAACGAGACCAGCUGGCGCUUCAUUGCUCAUUCAGGCAAUGACUUUGCUCUCAAUGUGAAUGCAAACGAACGGUCUAAGCUUGGAGGCGUAGGCUACAUGUGGAAGGACAUCCUUCAGAAGAACACUGAGUGCGGUGGCUUCCAUGUGCAGCUUGGCCUAGGCGGGCAUAUUUACGCUGAUCGACUAUGGAAGGAAAUACCGUUGCUGAAGCAGUGGACGGCAAUGAGCGGCAAAGAAAACCGUAAGAACGCACCGUGGACUGCGAAACAUGAUGAGGAAGUUUGCCAUGCGUACUUCCACUACUACACAAGUCAUUUCGACCAGCCGCAUUUGCGAGAAGCGUUUGCGCAGAUUCCCCACAUCCUAGCGCUCGACGAUCAUGACAUUUUUGAUGGAUUUGGCUCAUAUCCCGAAUACAUGCAAUUUUCCAACAUGUUCAAGAACAUCGGCCGGAUAGGCAUCGAGAUGUAUCUCUUGUUCCAACACCAUACUACUUUGGAGAUUCUUCGCAAUGUGAACAACGACAUGGAUCUCUUUACGGUAACGGGCACCGGUUGGCAUUUCAUCAAGUAUCUCGGACCUUGUGUUACGGUUGUAGGACCCGAUUGUAGGUCUGAGCGAAACCCACAUCAGGUCAUGGCUGGUCCAACGUACCAAGGCAUCUUCCCGAAGGUUGCGACUCUUCCGCCAAGCGUGCAACACUGCAUAUGGAUGGUCCCAGUUCCUGUGGUUUACCCCCGUCUGGAAUCUGUAGAGCAUCUCGCCAAUUCAAUGGCAACCGGCAAGAAAGCCGUCACUGGAACUUUCAACAUGCUUGGGAAAAUGACAGCAGGUGUGGCAGGUGUUGUCGGUGCUAAGAGCGUGGUCGGCGACGGCUUCAAUUCGGUUAAGAAAGCCAUCGGAAAGUCAGGUCUCAUGAGUGGUGUCUUGAGUCCUUUUGGCGAGAUCGACCUGCUCGACGAGCUUCGCGACCAGUGGACGCAUGAUUCAAAGGAUCUCGAGCGCACAUACUUGAUCCGAACUCUUCAAGGCAUUGCCCACAACAAGUCACUUCGCAUGACCUUCUUCUCUGGUGGUGUCGACGUAUGCGGCGCAGGCCUCGUACAUGACCCUGCCAAACCCCAAGACCACAAGACCAUGUAUCAAAUCAUCUCCUCCAGCGUCGUCAAUGCUCCCCCUUCAAAUUACGUCCUCCGCCUCCUGCACAACAAUCGCGCUCUCUACAUCCCGCAAAACGGGCAUCGCUCCAAUCAUGCGCCUUCUGACACGAAGGAAGACAUGAUGGAGAUCUUCACCCAGGACGUCAACGGCGCUCCGAGAGAAUACAAGAGAUUAAUGGGUAGGAGAAAUUACGUUGCUUGCGUUGUGUAUGAUCCGGAGAUUGUAAAUGGAACAUUCGGACAGGUACCGGGACAACAUGGAAGCGGGAAGCUGAGCCUGGCGGUGGACUUCAUGGUGCAGAAUGAGGGGCCUUACAGUGCGCCGAUGAAGUAUGGGCCAGUCAUUGUGCCGAGUUUGGAGUAUGGGAGGUAG
This is a messenger RNA of Didymosphaeria variabile, 3726 nucleotides long. RefSeq lists its product as uncharacterized. The transcript is spliced from 3 exons. Bases 1 to 3726 code for a protein of 1241 amino acids. Gene Ontology annotation, cellular component: membrane. Lineage: Eukaryota; Fungi; Ascomycota; Dothideomycetes; Pleosporales; Didymosphaeriaceae. Gene Ontology annotation, molecular function: protein binding. The record is from RefSeq and is a predicted model, not a curated record.